UGGAGAAGUAAGAUAAAGAAAGAGGAGUGAAAAUGAGAGAUUUUCAUUGAGAAGAGAAGAAAUGGUGGGUAAGGUCUCCCGGUCCGCGCCUAACCCGACCUCCUCCUCCUCCUCCUUCUGCAAUCUGCGUACAUAACAUAACCGAUCUCUCCCUGCAGAGCAUUUGCAUCUAUCUGUGACGACGAACACAUACCCUAUAUCUUACGACGGCGCUGACACCUAUAUACAUACACCAAAGAAGAACAGAAACGAUUUCUAAACCCUAUCUCUCUCUCUCUCUAGUGUUUUGGAUUUUUUUAUAAUAGGGAUUGAGCUCUGCUGCUGCUGUGAAUGGCGGAGCCAAUGAGGAGGUUUGGAGUGGGCUACGCCUUGGCGCCCAAGAAGCAGGCGAGUUUCAUUCAGGCGUCUCUCGUGAAUCUGGCCAGGGAGAAUGGGAUCGAUCUCAUCCAGAUCGACACCGACAAGCCACUCGUGGAUCAGGGACCCUUCGAUUGCGUUCUCCACAAGCUAUACGGCGACGAUUGGAAGCGCCAGCUCCAGGACUUCUCUUCCCGGAACCCUAAAGCUCUCAUCAUCGACUCCCCGGAGGCCAUACAGCGCCUGCACAACCGUAUCUCCAUGCUCCAGUUCGUCACCAAGCUUCAGAUCGACUGCCAGGUCGCCUCUUUGGGUAUUCCUAAGCAAACCGUUCUCUACGACGCCCAAAUGGUUUCCUCCUUCAAAAUGGAGAACGAGGGUCUCAACUUCCCCGUCAUUGCCAAACCCCUGGUUGCUGAUGGAAGCGCCAAAUCACACAAGAUGCUUCUCGUUUUCAACAAGGACGGGCUCUGUAAGCUGAAGCCCCCCAUUGUUCUUCAGGAGUUCGUCAACCAUGGGGCUGUCAUCUUCAAGGUCUAUGUGGUUGGUGAUUAUGUCAAAUGUGUUAAGAGGAAGUCCUUACCUGAUGUCAAUGAAGAUAACUUGGGGUGUUUAGAGGGUUACUUCUCAUUUUCACAGGUCUCAAACUGUCGCACCAAUGAGAAAAAUGAUGACAAGUACUGCAAGAUGAUGAAUUUGGAGGAUGCGGAGUUGCCCCCUUUGAGUUUUCUCACAGAAAUAGCCAGAGGACUUAGAAGAGAAACAAGACUUCAUCUUUUCAAUUUUGAUGUGAUCAGGGACAACAAGCUGGGGAAUAGGUACCUUGUUAUUGACAUCAACUACUUCCCGGGUUAUGCAAAGAUGCCAAAUUAUGAGUCUGUCAUGACUGGAUUUUUCUGGGAUGUCUUGAGUACGAAAACAGAUGAGAGUUCCAAAGGUUUCAGGAUUGGGCUUGAGAAUGAGGUGAGGAUGUUGGUUGGGAACACUGGAUAUGAGGAAGCUGAAGUGGCAUUACCUGUUUCCCCCCUUAAGAGGGAGGAAGAGAAGGAGACUCCUAUCCAGGUCUGAGGGUGUGGGAUGUAUUUUUUUUGCAAAAUUCGGACGUUUGGUCAGUAAAAUUAGCUAAACAAUAGUGACCUUUCUCUUGGUUUGCAGUUGUUUUUUAGUUAGAGAGGAGGUAGUAAUAACUAGGUUAUUGGCUUUGUUCCGGCCCCAUGAAAGUUCUUUGUCAGAAGUGUACAAUUCAAUCUUAGCGGUGGGAAAUAGGUACAAUGCAAAUACUCUUUUUUCUAGGAAAGUGAAGUUUUAAUUCGAAAUGCAAAUGUAUUUCAUGGCUAUGAAAAGAUCUUAAUCGUCUGCCUUUGACAUCUUUGGUCGAUGAUUUUUGGUGGAGUGUAAAUCAAGUUUGAUUUUUUUCUGUUGUUAUUCUUCAAAGUUGCAUGGGUGUCAUAUUGCCAUGUUAUACAAAAUGUUAUGGCUUUUGCUGUUUUAAUCCAAAUUGGGUAUGUCACAUGGUAGGUUAAAUACAUAUUUUCUUGGAAUUUUCCUUGUAUGGACUUGAAGUAUAUUAUUCCCAAGGAGGUUUGGAAAGGCUAAGUUUCAUACCUUAUAUGUUUAGAUCUUGUUUCAG
This is a messenger RNA of Cuscuta epithymum, 1987 nucleotides long. The record is from the annotation of a GenBank genome assembly. Lineage: Eukaryota; Viridiplantae; Streptophyta; Magnoliopsida; Solanales; Convolvulaceae.